Messenger RNA from Oppia nitens, 3974 nucleotides. RefSeq names its product ATP-binding cassette sub-family C member 4-like. The record is from RefSeq and is a predicted model, not a curated record. Gene Ontology annotation, cellular component: membrane. Lineage: Eukaryota; Metazoa; Arthropoda; Arachnida; Sarcoptiformes; Oppiidae. Gene Ontology annotation, biological process: transmembrane transport. The coding region runs from base 1 to 3912 and encodes 1303 amino acids. Gene Ontology annotation, molecular function: ATP hydrolysis activity; ATP binding; ABC-type transporter activity. The transcript is spliced from 11 exons.
AUGGAUAUUAAAAAUUCAAGAAUCAAUUACAAGAAUCCAUACGAUUCCGCAAAUUUUAUUAAUAGAAAUCUAUUCUGGUGGAUUAAUCCAUUAUUAUAUAAAGGUUAUAAAAAUGAUUUGGGUUUACAUGAUCUCUAUAAAUGUCCUAAAAUUGAUGAAUCAGAAACAUUAGGCACAAAAUUGCAGCGUGAAUGGGAUAAAGAGAUACUCAAAUGUAAAGAUAGUGGUAAUGCUAUGAGUUUGUUAAGGGCUAUCAUCCGAGCAUUUGGUUUCUGGUAUUUUAUGGCCGGUUCGCUAUCUAUACUAUCGGAAUGUAUAGUUAGAACUGGUCAGCCAAUAGCGAUGGCCUAUUUAAUAAUCUACCUAGAUAAAUACAAAAAAUCAAAUGAUAAAUUAGAUUUGCAAAAUUUUUAUUUAAUGACACUAAUGGUCAUUAUAUCUGGUGCUGUCUAUAAUUUUAUAUUAAAUCCAUACUUUUUUAAAAUGGCCCGAAAGGGGAUGCAAUUAAGAAUAGCGUGUUGUCAUUUAAUAUACCGAAAGGCCUUACGCUUAAGCCAUAAAGCCCUGAGCCGGACAACUGUCGGCCAAAUGGUUAAUCUGAUAUCCAACGAUGUCAGCCGUUUUGACUAUUCGUUUACAUUCAUACCAUUCAUCAUAACGGGUCCAUUGAAUGCUAUUGUCGUCAUAUCAUAUCUAUAUUUUUCACUUGACUGGUCCGUAUUUGUCGGGUGCUCUGUGUUUAUUGUUUACAUACCAUUUCAGAUGUUUAUGGGACGACUGUUUUCAAAAUUGCGAGCAAAGACAGCUAUACUUACCGACGAACGUAUAAGACUUAUGAAUGAAAUAAUACCAUCGAUGAGAGUAAUUAAAAUGUAUACAUGGGAAAAACCAUUUGCUAAACUGGUAGCCCUGGCCCGGCACAGGGAAGUUGACAAAAUUAGACAGUCCUCUUUGCUCAGGGGUGUCAAUAUGGCAUUGUUUUUUGUAUCCAGCAAAAUUAUUAUAUUUAUAUGUCUUGUUGUUUUUAUCCUAAAUGGAGGUAAAAUAACUGCACAAAUAGUAUUUAUGUCAAUGGCAUUGUUCAAUGGUUUGAGAAACAGUUUGACACUACUAUUUCCAUACGCUAUAUCCCAGGGUUCAGAGGCGCUAAUAUCAAUCAAACGUAUUCAGGAGUUUUUACUAUUGGAAGAAAAGCAGACAAAAACCAAAUAUAUUGAUAUGGGAAACGACUUAAAUGAUAGCAACAAAGUUACGGGUGUUUGGCUUAACAAAGUAAAUGCUUCGUGGACAGGGAGUAAUAAUAAAUCAGAUAUUACAUUGCAUGACAUAACAUUUAAGGUGGCUGUCGGUCAGAUUAUGGUUAUAGUGGGUCCUGUAGGUUCCGGUAAAAGUUCAGUUUUGAUGAGCAUAUUAUCGGAAAUUCCUAUAACUUUUGGUCAUAUAAAAGUAAGAGGAAAAGUAGCUUAUGCCAGUCAACAACCCUGGUCAUUUGCUGGCACUGUACGCGAUAAUGUGCUGUUUGGCAGCGCAUAUGACGAAACAAAAUACCGAAACGUGUUGCACGUGUGCGCACUGGAAAAGGAUUUACAAUUAUUUCCUAACGGUGAUCAGACUAUAAUCGGGGAAAGGGGUGUCUCAUUAAGUGGCGGUCAAAAGGCACGAAUCAAUUUGGCCCGAGCUUUGUAUUAUGAGGCAGACAUUUACUUAUUAGAUGAUCCACUCAGUGCAGUAGACUCAGCCGUUUCUAAGCAUAUAUUUGAGAAAUGUAUUUGUGGUUAUCUAAAAAAUAAAGUGGUAAUACUGGCCACACAUCAGCUACAGUUUCUCAAACAUGCUCAUCAAAUACUGGUCCUCAAUGAUGGCCAUACAGAAGCAGUGGGCAGUUAUCAACAAUUGUUAAAUUCUGGGAUAGAGUUUAUUAAAUCAACAAACAAUGAUAAGAAAUUAGAUAAAACUGAUGAUUAUAUAGUAAUGCCUACCAGUGCUGAUAGUGAUAGUCGUAAAAUAAGAAGUGAAUCUAAUGUAUCCAAGAAAUCAAUUGAAACAAUUGAUUUUAUUGAAGGCGAAAAAGUUCAGACAAAAUCAGAUGAAAUACAUGUGAAGGGAUCAGUCGGUGGGCGUAUAUAUUGGCUGUAUUUGACAUCUGGCGGCGGUUUCUUCUUAAUAUUUACAUUGAUUUCAUCAAAUGUAUUGACACAACUACUGUUUAACGGUAGCGACUAUUUCCUAUCCCUUUGGACACAACGAGAACAGGGUUUAACUGUUACUCUCAUUGAACAUUGGGAUCAAAAUCUACUGAUCAUCGCAUUUGCCGUAAUGGUUGGCCUAUUGUUUUUCAUGUCACUCAUUAGGACAACCGUUUUCUUUACGAUAUGUAUGCGCUCAUCAAUUAAAUUGCACAACAAAUUUUUUAAUAGUAUAAUAAGGACAUCCAUCAGUUUUUUCGAUAAUCAUCCAAUUGGUAUACUAUUGAACCGGUGUUCACGCGAUAUGGGACUCAUCGACGAUCAGAUACCGCAGACAGCCUUCGACACAAUCGAGAUAUUCUUCCAGCUCUGGGGUGUACUCAUACUGAUCGCACUAAUAGACUACUGGGUAAUUGUGCCGACAUUUAUAUUGAUUGUACUAUUUGUCUAUUUACGUAAAUAUUAUCUGAUGAGCGGUCGGAGCUUCAAACGGCUCGAAGGUAUUACUAAAUCGCCAGUGUUUUCUCAUUUGGCCAAUUCGUUACACGGUUUGACUACUGUGCGGGCUUUUGGAGCUCAGCAAUCAUUUGAGGAACAGUUCGAUAUAUAUCAAGACAAUCAUACGGCCACUUGGUUUCUGUUUUUGUCGUCCUCGCGAUGGUUUGCUAUAGUACUCGACUGGUUGUUAUGGCUGUACUUAACAGCUGUCACAUUGUUAAUGACACUCAAUUAUGAAAACAGUACGUCCAGUGCCAUUGGAUUGGCCAUAUCGUCGGCCAUUUCCAUAUGCGGUACCUUUCAAUGGGGUGUCAAACAAUCUGUUGAAUUGGAAAGUCACAUGACAUCAGUGGAAAGGGUGGCCGAGUUUAGUAAUUUACCAACAGAGCCGAACUUGGAGUCAACUCAUGAUAAUAAUAGACCUCCUAGUAGUUGGCCCUCAACCGGAUCUCUACAGUUUGACAAUGUUAGCCUAGCAUACAGUAAUGAUGAAACACAGGUACUUAAAAAUUUGACAUUCAAUAUAAAUUCAAACGAAAAAGUCGGUGUUGUCGGUAGAACCGGUGCCGGCAAGUCGUCUAUUAUAGCGGCACUGUUCCGAAUGACUUUGCCGACCGGUUAUAUAAAAAUUGAUGGCAUCGAUACCUCACAAAUAAGUCUAACCGAUUUGCGCUCAAAGAUCUCUAUCAUACCGCAAGAUCCGGUACUGUUUGCCGGACCCGUGCGGCGUAAUAUCGAUCCGUUUGGCGAUCACAAUGAUCAGCGAUUGUGGGAAGUGUUGGAUGAGGUUUGUCUUAAAGACGCUGUUCAUGAAAUGUCCGGCGGUCUCGACGCCAAAGUAGCCGAUGGCGGCAGCAAUUUCAGUGUAGGUCAGCGGCAACUCAUUUGUCUGGCCCGAGCUUUGCUCAAACAAAACAAUAUACUAGUGCUCGACGAGGCCACAGCUAAUGUCGAUCCUAAGACCGAUUCACUAAUACAGCAAACAAUUAGGGAAAAAUUUGCUAAAUGUACAGUUUUGACUAUAGCUCACCGAUUGCAUACAAUUGUGGACAUGGAUCGAGUAUUGGUACUCAAUGCCGGACAGGUAGUCGAGUUUGAUGAACCACACCUAUUGCUACAAAAUCCCGACGGACUGUUCUCUACAAUGGUUCGCAUGACUGGUAAAUCUAUGGCAAAUACACUAAAAGAUAUGGCAUUACAGGCCUAUAGAAAUAGGAAAAACCUCUAAUUGUAAUAACUGUGAUCACAAAUAAUUGAUAAAUACUGUAUGAUAUAACUAUACUGUAUGUU